Alosa alosa (allis shad) is the source of this 3224-nucleotide messenger RNA. It is a transcript of the gene sertad4, whose product is annotated as SERTA domain containing 4. The coding region runs from base 906 to 2024 and encodes 372 amino acids. The record is from RefSeq and is a predicted model, not a curated record. Gene Ontology annotation, cellular component: nucleus. NCBI's taxonomy places the organism in Eukaryota, Metazoa, Chordata, Actinopteri, Clupeiformes, Clupeidae. The transcript is spliced from 4 exons.
AGAUGUGCCUUCCUGUAAAUUUGGACAACCUGCACAUAUGUGAGAGUGACACACAAAAAAAAGAAACGGCGUGGUAAAGUAGAGAGGGAAAAUAGGUUUGCAUAAUGAACAGGGCCGUGAGCAUCAAGAAUUGGCACUCGUCCGAAAGCUAUUCUAAAUAGGAAACACACUAGAAAUGCAUGCUGGAGUAAGGCUGGAAAAUAAGACUCGACGCUGUUGGAUCAAAGGGGAAAUGUAUAACAGAUGACUGGGCCCGCUCCCUCCCGUUCUCAUUCUCGGUCACACGUUAAAUCCAUCUCUAUGCUGAAAGCGGUCCAACAGGGGACUACCGCUGGAACAGAAUAGAUCUGAUUUGAAAAGUGCUUUUGACCGUGAGGGAUGGGGCGACGCUGGUGUGCUCUCCAGACCUUUACAGCUGUCGUUCCAAGCGAGAGAAGUGCUGCAACGUCGCACCUUCGCGGAUUGCUAACGAAGUCUGUCAGGACUACAAAGGCAAACAACCUGGAUGGACGCGACCAAAAUACCAGAGCUUCAUCAUAACGGCUUUGUUUGAAUGCAGACACGGAUGAAGUCAGGACACCCGUCACAUACCGUUGCUGAAAGAAGUACGGGCAUGAUUACGCGAUUUAAGUGACAUGCAAAACCACUUUGCGCGAUUCUAUGUCGAUGGAAAUCAUUUUGCUAAUGAUAUUUAUCGCUGUCAAUGCAAGUAUUUCCUGGCGUGAAGAAUAUUGAUGAACAUUGUAAGGCAGCCGUUCUGCACGCCCCAGGAGACUAGCCUAUGAUCUCAGAGCGCGGAGGACUGUUUGUGAGGGUAACAUUAGCUACAAUUACAUUGACUUUACGUAAGGAAAAGAAUUCCGGGCAAGUACAUCACCCCCAUUCUAGGCCGCAGGAGGGGAGAGAUGACCCUGGUCCUGUCCAUGAAUCCCUUCUGCGAGCACGAGGGGGACGCGCCGCUCCCACAGUACCAGCCCAUCUGGGAGUCCGAGCGCUGCAGCAAGAGCUGCGUGUCCAGCCCGUCGCCUCCGGAGGGCGCCACCGAGGAGCUGGCCGAGGCAGAGCCUCACUGCAGGAGAGCCCCUGAUCAUGUGACCAUGUCAAGGAUCGCCUACUUUAAACGAAAGUUCGUGGAGGACGAGGAGCCCCACUUGAGCUUCAGGAGCUACUGCCAAAGCGUUGCUCCUGCUCUGGAGGAGCGCGCCCACGUCCUGCGUCUGUCCCUGGAGAAGAUGCGCUUCAUCGACGACCCCGAGGCCUUCCUGCGUCGCUCGGUGCUCAUCAACAACCUCCUGCGCCGCAUCCGCACCGAGAUCCUGCUGCAGAGCGAGUGGUGUCUGCCCCCGGGGCCUGCCCCCGCCCCCGCCGCUGCUGCCGCCUGCAUCCCGCCUCCGGCCCAGGUCGGGCCCAACCACCCCCCGGUCCCCCAGUCGCUGCGGCCCUGCUUCGCUGCGCCGGGGCCCUACCGCAAGCGCUUCCGGCUGGUGCGGGGCGAGGCGCCCGAGUGCAUCCCGGCCUGCUGCUGCUUCUACGCCGCUGGACGCUACCUCCACUUCCCCUUCUCUGUUUACGAGGGAGGCGCCCCUCACCCGUCCUCAUCGUCCUCUUCCUCCUCCUCCUCCUCCUCCUCCUCAUCCUCUCCACCAGCUUUCCCUCAGCUGCUUCCGGUGGAGGACGGAGAGGCCGACGGGGAGCCCCACUCGCUCUGCCCCGGGCUGGACCUCACAGAGGCCGCGGCUGCCGCCGCCCGGGCACUGGACUCCAAAGAGCCGCAGAGGAGCAGACUGCGGGAGCGGACAGUGGCGUGGGACAACGAGCGGGGACACGGCAGAGCCGGCGAGGACAGGCCGCGAGAGAGGGAGAGAGGGAGGGAGCGCGACAGGGAGCGAGAGCAAGAGAGGGGAGGAGGAGGUGCGGAGGCGUUGUCAGGUGUGGCGGCGGGCAGCCACUCGCGCUGGAGCCUGGACGCCAUGGAGACUGGCCUCCACGGGGCGUUGGUGUGGAGCCAGGUGGGACGGAAAUAGCGGCGGCUCCGCCGGCCCAGGGGGGGUGUGGGGAAGUAGAGCGGAAAAAAAGGUGAGGCCGUGACGGCAGGUGUUGGGCAGAGGCUGAAUGUUGUCGCAGAGAUUUGCACCGAGCAUCAGGGGACUCGUUUGGACCGGGCCCAUCCGGCUCAUCUGAUGAGCAAACUGAUUGACCGUUACAUUCACUCGAAGCACUCAAUGCCCACUGGGCCAGCCUGAGUAGCACUGCAAUGCUCCAUACUAGAGCUCUGCAGGGCCUGAUCAGGUCUUCUCCAUUGAAAACAGAAUUGUGAUAGUUUGCGGUCAGCCUUUCACAGUCCAUCUGAUCGCAAACCCUGGCUUAAAAGGGAUGGUCAGAAGAGUUUUAUGUGAGCACAAGGUGCAGGGUUAAUUUGGGCAGAGUAAAAAAAAAAGAGUGCAACAGCAACAAGCAGGAGAAGCAUGAAGACCCGUUUCUGUUCAGAAACUACCACAAGGUGCCUUAUUUCUUUUUUAUUUGGAAAUGUUAAUAGAGUUUGUGGUUGUAUUUGUGACUAAGUAUCUUGACUUUCAAGAGACUACAUCAUGAUCACCUCUGGGGACAAUGACAAAGUUUUAGUUAAGGUCUGCUAACAAAACAAAAAAACUACAUGGAAGGCAACAAUAAACCACCAGGACACUUUCCCAUGUUCUUACAUUGAUUAAAAGGCAUUUCCCCAUACAACUGGCCUCUUACACAUGUCGUAGUGGGGGAACAUAUCAGGUGAAAAGAUUAAACUACAGGUACAUACUAUAGACAGAAAUAAACUAACUUGGUCACAAAACAUGAACCAUUCCAUUCCUAAGCUCAGCCAACUGUCAUUAGAGCAGAUCCCUCUCUGACUUGAAAAGAUACUGUAUCUCUCUAAGAUACCUGCACUCUGACAAGGUACAAAUAAAAGUACCCUCACUUCAAAGUUAGCUUUUUUUGGAUGUUUGUUAUUUGUGCAUUUCCCUUUGAUUCCGUUUUUGUUUGAUUACGGAGAGCUUUCCAGGAGCACCGGCAGAAACAUCAUACGAGCAAUACAACAGUGUCAUGAUUGGAGACAGGGAAACAAAAGCCUAUCUGUUUGCAUUUUCUUACAAAGAGCAUUGUUCUGAAAUGUCGACCUACUUUGUUCAGUAAUUUUUAUGUGAUGGUUUUUGUGACUGUAACAAUGAAUAAAGGAAUGUUCAAAAGAC